CCCGGCCUGGCCGCCGUGGGGUGCUGCUGGGGACCAUCUCGGUCACAACUCUGUGCUCCCCCCGAAGUGAGCUCCAUCAGCCGCAUCCUGCGGAGCAAGUUUGGGAAAGGCGAGGAAGAGGAGGCCGAGCUGGAAAGGAAGGAGGUGGAGGAAGGUGACAAGAAGGCCAAGCACAGCAUUGACGGCAUCCUCAGUGAAAGAGCACCAGCACCCCAGUCUGAUGAAGGCUCUGACAUUGAUUCAGAACCAGAUUUACCUUUAAAAAGGAAGCAGCGUCGUAGCAGGACAACCUUCACGGCAGAGCAACUGGAAGAGCUGGAAAGAGCUUUUGAAAGGACACACUACCCUGAUAUUUAUACCCGGGAAGAACUUGCGCAAAGAGCCAAACUCACGGAGGCUCGUGUCCAGGUCUGGUUUAGUAACCGUCGUGCUAGAUGGAGGAAACAGGCAGGAGCCAACCAACUGAUGGCUUUCAACCAUCUGAUCCCAGGAGGAUUUCCACCCAGUGCCAUGCCGACUCUGCCAACGUACCAGCUCUCUGAGCCCUCCUAUCAACCCACCUCCAUACCACAAG
This is a messenger RNA of Mesitornis unicolor (brown roatelo), 574 nucleotides long. Its product is annotated as paired box protein Pax-3-like. The record is from RefSeq and is a predicted model, not a curated record. Gene Ontology annotation, molecular function: DNA-binding transcription factor activity, RNA polymerase II-specific; RNA polymerase II cis-regulatory region sequence-specific DNA binding. The annotation marks the transcript as partial. Lineage: Eukaryota; Metazoa; Chordata; Aves; Mesitornithiformes; Mesitornithidae. Gene Ontology annotation, biological process: regulation of transcription by RNA polymerase II; anatomical structure development. The transcript is spliced from 3 exons.